Molecule: messenger RNA, 2683 nt
Organism: Blastomyces gilchristii SLH14081
Lineage: Eukaryota; Fungi; Ascomycota; Eurotiomycetes; Onygenales; Ajellomycetaceae
Exons: 1
Coding region: 189-1574 (461 amino acids)
Cellular component (GO): U5 snRNP
Molecular function (GO): protein binding
Source: RefSeq, a predicted model, not a curated record
CGUCAUUACAGAGGUCUGGAAACGUGUAUGUACUUGGAAGCACGGGAAGGUCCCUAUCGUCAGAUGUCUAGAAUAAUAUCCAUUAUAUUGGGCCACAAAGCGUGGUUGGCCUAGUCUUUUGACGCCCCGAGCCACGAAUUUUACCUUCAUUCCUACUUCUAUUGGUUAUUCGACUGGCAACGCCCGCAAUGGCAGCAUCGAUUCCUGGUAGACCAAAGCGCACUGGAGAAGACUUUGCUCGCAUACACCAUAAUGACACAGAUUCCGAUACGAACGGGCCUACUUCAUCCAAAAGAGUUCGAUUUGAUGUCCGAAAUCCAUCCGCUUUAGCUCCAGACGCCUUGGAGGAGGACGCGGUGCUGGACGCUGACGAAAUUGGUCAUCGAGGACGGCGAGUGCGGCGAAACGCAGUCAACAUCGAGGGCUACGAUUCUGACAGCGAAAAUGAGGGGUUUGAUGCGCGCAUAGAAGCUAAAGCUAGAGCUAAUGUGAAAAAUUCCCCCAGAGACACAGAUGAUAUGUUCGCAGAGUUGGAAGACGAUUUUGCCGCUGAUGACGCAGACGACGCUACACCUCCGGGUAAAAAGAAGCAAGUUCGGUUUCUACAGGAUGAUGAGAUUGAGGGACAGGUUUAUGAUUCUCGUGCUGGAGGCACGGUUACUCUGGAUCUACAUGGCGGCGGUAAAGGGAAACAAGUGGCGCGAGCCGAGGAAGAAGAUAGUGAGAGCGAUGUCGACGAACGAGAGAGAGCGAAGGUCGGUCCAGAUGUGGACAAAGAACUUGGAGCUGGGGGAAAGAAGACGCACGUUCCGCUAUUAGAUGCUUUCAAUAUGCGCGCGGAGCAGGAGGAAGGGCGCUUUGACGAGGCCGGAAACUUUGUUCGCAAAGCCACAGAUCCAGACGCGAUUCACGAUUCUUGGCUGGAAGGGGUUUCGAGAAAAGACAUGCGAAAAGCUAGGGAGGCUGCGGAGAAGAGGGAAGAGGAACGACGAAAGAUUCAGCUUCAGCAGGACAGCAUCCGCACAGCGGAUAUCUUGGACACCUUAAUCAAAAAUAUGGAGCGGGGAGAGACUAUCCUAGAGUCACUCGCAAGACUGGGGAAAAGUGUCAAAAACAAGCCGAAGUGGCGGAAUAAAAAUAAAAACCGACAGCGGAGUAACAAGAACGGCACGGAAGAUGAGGAAAUGGGCGAAGACAACCAAGAUGAAACAGCCCGCAAGCGUGUGAUCGAAGAUAUUACUGGAGCUGCAGACAUCCUGCUCAGUCGUGGUCAGUCUGAAAUAUACGAUGCGGAACGUGAGCUAUUGUUGCGGCAAUACAAGCGAGAAACAGGGGUGGAUUGGGGAGACCAGACGCUCGCAGAAGGCGCUAUUUCGGAAUCAAAAAUAGUGACGGAUGCUCCGCCAUUGUGGGAAUAUCGCUGGUCCGAUUCCCGCGAUGGAGGCGAGGCUCAUGGUCCAUAUGAUGGGGCAAUGAUGGAAUCAUGGUAUGCGGCAGGAUACUUUGGUGAAGGUGUUGAAUUUCGGAAAGUUGACACGGCUGGAGAAUGGAGCUCUGUCGCAAGCUUCACAUGAUAGCCUGGCUUAUAUCAAUUCCAUUUCAAAAUUGUACUAUUAUAUUAACGAUUUGACAAGAUAAGCCUUGUGUGUACAGUAAUCGGAGUUGAAUUUACCCAGCAUGACUUAGCAUCCACAACUGAAUGAUUUUAUCCCGCCUUUCGGAAGUAGGUUGCACUGCGCCACCUUACUAUACAAAGGAGUUUUUUACUUCUCGCAGCCCGCAAUCCCAAAGUCAACCAUAAAUCGCAAUGAGAACAAAUCGUUAUAAGAGUCUAGUCCUUAAGAAAUUUCCAUGGCAUCACCAUUGGGAUAGGAGAAGGUAACAUUGCCUUCUUCACCAAUAAGCCGCUUCUCAAACUCAUUCACAAACUUGACACUUCGAAGUGGGUCAAGGAAAAGAUGAAAACUUCGCUGUACAUCUUCCAGACCGACCUCUUUGGAUUUGCGCUUCUGACUUAGUAAGGUAGACGUGGCGAUGAUGUUGCUGGCAUAUCUCAAGCCAGAUUCCUGGCCAAUUUUCGUCAACAGGGCAAGUGCAUCAGGGGUCAGAUCAAUCUCUUCCUCUUGGGCACGGAUAGCUAAUAUUUGCUGGAUAUCCUCCUUGGUGUAUGGUUGAGUGCUAACGAUGACGACCCUGUCGAGGAAGUCCAGAGGUAACCCAUGAGGGGACCUAUACGAGGUGCCGCGUAUUCUUGUAUUUCCACGAUUGCUCGCCAUGAUCACAAUGGGUGCCAACUCGGCUUCUAGCGCUCGGUUGAUGUAGGAAAAACACUCAAUAUCAAGCAUGUGGACUUCGUCGAUGAACAACACGCCGGGUAUGAUUUCCGCCUUGCCUUCUUCUUUCCAUUCUCCAACUUUUGUAUUGAUUUGAUCUCUCACUUCACUACGAAUUUCGCCAGUGUCUCCUGAAAACAGUGCUAAAAAGCCUUGCGUUCUUGAAUUUAUGACGUCAAUCUCAUGGAGACUGACUGUGUGCACUAUUUCCUUUCGGACUUGCAACUCUCCGUCCGGGCAUUGGACAAACUUUGUAUCCGCUCCCAUCGCAUCGUAGUCUCGAGAGCGGGCGUAUGAGCGCCCAAGUUUGGUUAUCUUGCCAGAAGCCUUAUCAAUUGAAAUCACAUCCC